AUGCUUUAUGAAGACUGGAAUGGAGCCGAAGAAUUUGAUAUGGGCAAUGAGACAGCAACACUGGACAUCGAUCAUCUACCUGUGCAAGACUGGUGCUUCGAUAUUUUACUCUUUUAUGAGAGUAUCGGUGAUGAAAACUCAAUGCAAGUACUCAAUCAGCUGAUGGUAUAUGCGCAAUUCAGUUUUGUCGUUAACGGAGUCAUCACUUGUACAUUAGCCAUAUUUGGCCUGAUCGGAAAUGCACUCCUGUUCUAUCAAGUCGGUUCUUUUGAAACUUCUAUCUAUCAUGCCUCAACUCAUUAA
Molecule: messenger RNA, 303 nt
Organism: Anisakis simplex (herring worm)
Lineage: Eukaryota; Metazoa; Nematoda; Chromadorea; Rhabditida; Anisakidae
Source: the annotation of a GenBank genome assembly